AUGAAAAAAUUUCAGAUAGCUUUGCUCACUUUGGCACUUAUCGUAUACCAGUGCUAUUCUCAGAAUUAUGACAAGGAGAAUUUGAAGAAACUUACAGAGUAUCGUCAGCAACACAGGAAAACUGUGGACGGGCGUUUAUGUGCUGCAGCUUUUGUGCAAGAUGAUCAGACAUACACCGAUUGCACCAAAGCCACUGAUCCUAACGGAAUAACAGGAAGAGAAUGGUGUUAUGUGGAAGUUCAAUUAAUAGGGAAAGGAAAUAGAGAUUGGGAUUAUUGUAAAGGAUUAAUUAACUAUGAUGUUGUUAGGUCAAAGGCCCGAACAUUUUUUUUGGCAAAAUCAAAAGAAUUAAACAAUGCUGUUACAAAAUUGGAUGUAGAACAUAAGAAAUUAGAGGGAAUACAUGAAAAAUAUGAGGAAAUAUGUGGAAAUACAUCCGAGUUAUUAAAGAAAAAAAUUGAAGAAAUUAACGAUAUAGCAAAAAACUCAAGUAGAAAUAUAAAUAAAUUGCUACUUCAAGCAUCAUCCAUUGAUGAUAUAGAAAAGAAAAUGUAUGAACUGGAAGAUGAAGUGGGAAAAAAUAGAAAACCAUUUUUGGAAGACAAAAAGAAUUGUUCUAUAUUAAAAGCAUAUAGUAUUGAAGAUAAAGAUGGAUCAUUAAUUGGAAGCUAUUAUGAUAAUGCCUAUUUCUCAGGUUAUCCUAUUUCUAUUAAAAGUGAUAAAUAUAUAAAUUUUAUAUGGGAUACAGGUAUUCCUGUAGAAAAUAUUCCUUAUCAACAUUUUUCUGUUAGAUGGGAUGGUUUUUUAAAAAUUCCACAAACGGGUAAUUACAUAAUCACUGUUGAACACGACUGUGGAGUACGUAUAUUUUUAGAUGAUUCUCCUAUAAUAGUGGAUAACAUGCCUUAUCCUAAGGAAGAGGAAUCAGAAGAAGUAAGACCCAUAUCUAUUCUUCCAAUCUAUAAAAUAAAUGCUAAAGUGCACAAAAUAAAUUCUGAACAAUUAGGAUUAAUUGGAGGAAAGAAAUACAAGUUUCGUGUUGAAUAUUUCCAUCUAAGUAGUAUUAAACAUGAUUACCCUGACACUGCACAUAUUAUUUUGUAUUGGAAAUCUGAUAACAUAGUUGAAGAAAUUAUUCCAACUAAUUAUUUUUUUCAAGGGAAUGUAACAACUCCAUUACGAAUUACACAUUUAAAAGGUGAUGAAUAUGAAAUAAUGUUUCUUGAAAACGGGAUGUAUGCUUUUAUGGAUUCAGAAAAUUAUGUAGUUGCUGAUAUUCCAUCUGUUUAUGAAAAAUCAAGGUGCAUAAUUACAUCCCUUUCUAAUAACAAUAAAAGUAGCAUACAAUUUAGGAUAAACACAAAUAGCAUCAUCUUUGUCGCUAUACCAAAGGAUCUAAAGGAAAUUCCUCUAAACGAUGUAACAAAAAAAAAUUUUGAAAAUACGAAAGAAAUCUUAUCAAUUUAUCAGGUUAACCAAGAAAAUAAGACGAACGCAUCUGAACAAAGAAUAUAUAAUAUAUACUCAUCUGAAUAUUUCAACGGAGAUGUUAUUAUAAAUUUCACGAAACCAACACCAUUUCUUAUCUUUUUACAACAACAUGAAUUACAUUCCACAAAUAAUUGUAUAGGAUAUGUUCAGAUAGUUUCACUUACAAAUUCUGUACAUGUUAAUUCUUGUUAUACCUCAUCAUAUGAAUCUCAAAAAUUUGAUUGUAAUGCUGGAUUUAGUGGAAAUAAUGAAGACAAAGAAUAUUCAACAUGGAAAACGGCAUCUGAUAAAUCGCUAGGACAAUACUUAAGUGUGAACUUUAAAUACGAGAUAGAAAUUCAUUCAUUCACUUUUAGAACACUGUCUUCACUGGAAAAUCCAAUUACAGAAUUGACUUUAUAUUUUCCAAAUGUAAAAACACCUGAAAUAUUUGCAAUAUCUCCAGGGCAUCAUCACUACAAGAUUAAGAAUCCAAUAAAAACGAAAAGUGCAAAGGUGGUUAUAUCCAAAGUAAACGAUCCAAAACACCAGAGUGGUGGUAAUGUAUCUUUUUAUGGAAUCCCUUGUAUAGAUUCAAAACGUGAGCAAACAAAUGUUGAAAAAAAAAAACAAUCUGAAAUUAAUAUAUUUUUUACAAGUAAAAAUAUUAACAUGUCAUCAAAACCGUUGAAUUCGAUAAUUGAUAAUGGAAAAAAAAAAGAUCAAUAUGGAUAUUUUAAAUAUGGUUGGGAAAAAUUACCUACCCCCGUGGAAUAUGAAAAUCCGGAUAAAAAGGACCUCACUCAUGCAGGUAUUUCUUUCCGUCCUUUGGAAUGUAAAAAUAACAACGAUGUUUGUGAUGCUUCUAAUACAUGGUCAAUUGACUUGCUCCACAGCGGAACAUAUUACAUCGCAAUCGAAAUAGGAUCCCCAAUUGGUAGACAAGAACUAAAUUCUAUCAAAGUUAAUGGGGAUGUAUUUAUAAAUAAUAUGUUCUUAAAGCCUAAGCAGUACAGUAAAGUUACCUCUGAUAUCAUCAUCUCGGAAAAUAAAACCCUCCAGAUUUCCACUAGUACGAACACUGUUAUACAGUCUAUACAACUUUUAUUUCUGCACAAAUGA
Molecule: messenger RNA, 2592 nt
Organism: Plasmodium gonderi
Lineage: Eukaryota; Apicomplexa; Aconoidasida; Haemosporida; Plasmodiidae
Product: LCCL domain-containing protein
Exons: 2
Coding region: 1-2592 (863 amino acids)
Source: RefSeq, a predicted model, not a curated record